Molecule: messenger RNA, 1426 nt
Organism: Lycium ferocissimum
Lineage: Eukaryota; Viridiplantae; Streptophyta; Magnoliopsida; Solanales; Solanaceae
Exons: 3
Coding region: 85-1113 (342 amino acids)
Biological process (GO): protein methylation
Molecular function (GO): S-adenosylmethionine-dependent methyltransferase activity; nucleic acid binding; protein methyltransferase activity
Source: RefSeq, a predicted model, not a curated record
UAUGUAACAACCAUCCAAACAGUGUCACUUUUUCAAGAGAGAGGUUCCGCAAGAAGGUUGAGUUUUGCGAGAGAGUUUGAAGAAAUGAGGUUGAGCUUUAUUCGAUCCAUUUCAUGUUGUGCUGUUUCAUCAUCUCCAACAACCUCAGUGAAACCUCAAACACCCCUAUUUCUAAAGCCAUCCAAUUACAAAACAACCUUAAAAGACCUCAAAAAAUGGCGCCUUUGGGCUAAAACCUUAGCUUCUUCAGUGGGUUCCACUUUCUUGAAACUAGACAAUGGACCCCACUCUGACUUAUUACUCAGAGAACUAAAUUGGCUCAUUGAAGACUCAAUUGAAACACCCAAAUCACUAUUACAAGAAUCCCAUACAGUUUCACUAAGGGUGUGUUUGGAUGAACUUUAUGAUUUAUGGAAACAAAGGGUAGAAAAAAGAAGGCCUUUUCAGUAUGUGGUUGGUUGUGAGCAUUGGAGGGAUUUGGUUUUGAGUGUUCAAGAAGGGGUUUUGAUUCCAAGACCUGAAACUGAGCUAAUUGUGGAUUUGGUUAAUGAUGUUGUUAAGGAUAAUGAGGGGUUAAGGGAAGGUUUGUGGGGUGAUUUGGGGACUGGAAGUGGUGCACUUGCUAUUGGGAUUGCAAGGAUUUUGGGCUGUGAAGGUAGAGUUAUUGCUACUGAUUUGAGUCAUGUUGCUACUGCCGUUGCAUCUUAUAAUGUGCAGAGGUAUGAUUUGGAGGAUAAAGUGUUGGUAAAGCAAGGAUCUUGGUUUGAGCCUUUGAGAGAUAAUGAAGGAGAAUUUGUGGGGCUGGUCAGUAAUCCACCAUAUAUUCCAAGCAAAGAUAUUGGUGGACUGCAAGCUGAAGUUGGUAGACAUGAACCUAGACUGGCGUUAGACGGUGGAGCAAGUGGUAUGAAUGACCUCAUCCAUCUCUGUGAUGGAGCUGUUUCGAUGUUGAAACCUGGCGGUUUCUUUGCAUUUGAGACAAAUGGUGAUGAACAGAGCAAAUUCCUAGUCCACUACAUUGAGAAUAAGAAGCAAGGUAGCUUCUCUAAAGUGAAGAUGGUACCAGAUUUUGCUGGCAUCAAGAGAUUUAUAACAGGAUUUAGAGGAAGAUAAUCUGUAACAGUAGCCAAAGAAAUUAUACGAGAGAAGGGAUGUGGAAGAGCCAGGGGUUUGGGGGAUUACAGAUUCUGUUGUCUUGGGGCUUGAACAAUUCAUAUUUGCUCUUUGGAUUUUACAGAAUGAUAUAUUCUCUCUGAUCUUGUGCAAAGAAUCUUUUAACUACUCUUUUAGGUACUCAGCACACUUCAGUACUAGAAUAUAGUUUGAACAAUGUCACAAAGGCUGGUGCAAAGCUUUAAUACUGAAACAGAAAAUUUUAUUAAACUCCCUCUGCAAUUUAUUGAAAUUAGGAUCAGAUUUAACAUGA